Messenger RNA from Arctia plantaginis, 252 nucleotides. NCBI's taxonomy places the organism in Eukaryota, Metazoa, Arthropoda, Insecta, Lepidoptera, Erebidae. The record is from the annotation of a GenBank genome assembly.
AUGGUGCGACGAAGGGUGAGCGCCCUCGCCCGUGACUCGCUGAGUGUGCGCCCGCGCACCGCCGGCACAGCGACCCGCGACAACCACUCGCCGAAUUCUGUGCAACACCACCAACGUCACAAUACCGACACUUUUGAAGAUGAUGUCAUUCAAGCGACAGUUCUAAAAGUUGAUACUGAAGCGAAAGAAGUCUUCGACGUUCAAAUGUCAGUGUACGACGCGCCAAUCGACGCCGCGUUCCUCUCUGUUUAA